AUGAAGGGAGGAUGUGUCCUGGAUGAUGCCGCCAUCUUCUGGUAUUACCUCUUAAAGGUGUUCGUGAUGGUGGUGAAUAUUAACCAACUAGAUGAAGUGGAUUAUACAUUAGAGAAGCAAACCCAGGACUUCUUGCAAACUAAAGAUGAUGUAACCCAGCAAGUGAAAACUAACAAGAACCAGGAAUUCUUCAAGGAACUUAAUGAAAUAGAACGAUUAGCUGAGAAGCCUGAAAAAGAUGAGGAAUGCACUAUUGCAUGUAAUGAAGUAAAAAUAGCUGAGAUUGAAAUUGAAAAGCAAGAGAGGGACAUUGUUGUGUUGGAGCAAGCCAUCGUAAAACUCAGAUCAGACACAGCAAAAUCCAAACAGCAACUUGAGGAAAUUAGAGCAGAAUUACAGGCGAAGACUGAAGGGAGUAAUGGGGUGAUAACUUCGUUUGAGAAUUGUCAACAAGAUAAAGCUGAGAAAGCUUUUGAUAAAGAAACCAAUCUUGAGAAAAUGUUGAGAAGCAAAAACAAUUUCUCCAGAGGACGCAGUCCAAUGCGUUCUUCUCCUGUCAAGGGAGGAAGUUAUGAAUCUGAACUCAUGUGUAUAAUUAAAGAGCGUGAUGAUCUUCAAGCCAUGUUAAGCAAAUAUGAAAAGCAUUUUGCAGAGCUUCAGGCAAAUAUCAAAGUUUUAACUGCAGAAAGAGACCAAAUUAAGCUCCUCUAUGAUCAGAUUCAGGAAGAGCUUACUAGGCUACGAAGUGAUGCAGUGAAGUCAACGAGAUCUCAGAAAAGCAGGCUGACAGCACAAGAUAUUCUGCGACGUUUGGAAUGUGAACAUAAUGAAGCUGUUGCAGAUCUGAGGAGAAUGACCACAGAACGAGACAGUCUUAGAGAACGAUUAAAGAUUUCCCAGGAGACUGCGAUUAAUGAGAAAGCACAUAUGGAGCAAAGAAUAGAAGACCUGAAGGCUUCCAUGCAUACAUUGGAAGAUGAAAGAUUGGAACACCGAUCUAGGCUGACUUGUCUAAAAGAUAGUGUAACAUCCCUGGAGGAAAAAGCUAAAAUAUUGGCCAGAAAGUCAUCUGACAGUGAAGAUCAACUGUGCAGACUGAGAGGAGAAAACAACCAAAUCAGAUCAUUAUUGGACCAAGCCGAAGAUAAUCUUGCUGAAUCCCAAAGACGCCUCUCAAUAAGAUCUUCUGAUCUACAACUUGCACAGGAUAAAAAUGUUCAACAGAGUGAAAAAAUUGAUGAUCUGAGUAGGCAUGUUGCUUCACUUCAAGAAGAGCUUAGCUUAGUCAAUACCAAAGUCUGUGAACUUGAUAAACAAAAGAAAAGUUUACAAGAGCUUGCAGAUGAAAAGACUGAAACAAUUGCUUCUCUGGAAGAGAGUCUUCACCAAAAAAAAAAGAACAUAUCAGACUACCAACUGAACAUAAGUGAACUGGAAUCAGUUGUUGAUCAAUUAAAUGAAACUGUUAACAAUAAAGAAAAUGAGAUAGCCAGUCUUCAGCAGCAAUAUGAUUCCAUCAAUUCUGAACUAACACAAGUAAGCCAGUUAAGAGAAAAUGUUGUUCAUGAAAACAACCACUUGCAUGAACAGCUGUCAGAACUAAAAUGUGAUAAUCAGGCAGCAAAUCGCAAAUUGGAAGAAUCUACUCAAGAGAUUAAAGAUUUGAAGCUCAAAAUCCAGGAUUAUAUUACUGAGAUAUCCAAGGUGGAAAAUAUGCUUAGUGGAUUGGAAAAUGAAAAUUUUAAUCUGCUGGAGCAAGUUCGUAGAUCAAAUGCACAGGCAGAGUCCUCGGAACUGAAGGUCCGCCAACUAGAAGGAGAGCUCAAUUCAAUUCAGCUAGAUCUUGUUAAUGCUAAAUCUGAAAACCGCAGGAUGGGUGAAAAACUUAGCUCACUUGAAAAAGAAAUUGAGGAGCAACAGGCAGCAAGAAAUGCCUACAAGAUCCAGGUUUGCUCACUUAAUAAGGUGAUAAUGAAUUUGGAUGAAGAACUUCGCCAAGUCCAGACUGAAAAGACCACAGCCCUCACUGACCUCUCAUCCGCUCAAGAACUUUGCCUGAAGCUGGACUCUAACAAAGAGAUGAUGAUGAAGCACGUGACCAACAAAAACAAGGAGAUGGAGCAGGUUCUAAGUGAACUUGAAUCAGCCCGUACUGAAAUAGAGCUUUUAAGAAAUCAGCUUUCCAGUGAGAGAACUACAAUAAAAAAACUGGAAUCUUUGUUGGCAUCUAAUCGGGAGAAAAAGAUCCAAAGCCAAAUAGUCACUCAAGAGAAAGAGACUGAACUUCAUCUCUCAAAGGAUAAGCUUUCCUUGGCAGAAAGUAAACUAGCUUCUCAAUGCCGUGAAAUAUCCCAGCUGAGAAGCAAGACAACUGUGCUAGAAACAGAAUUAGAAAUGGCAAAGAGGCAGUUGGAUACUGAGCGAUUUGAAAGGGAAUGUGCAGUUCAGGAACUUCGCCGACACGGAAACCCUUACCAUACUAUGUCACCACCUCAACCUUCUCUAACUCCAGGUUCACAUUCCCCUGAAUAUUCCAUCCAUCGAUCUCCUAAUUGUUCUCUAAAUAGAUCACUGAACAGGGAAAGUGCGGUUCAGGAUCUUCGCCGACACAGCAAAUCUUACCAUACUACGUCACCAUCUCAACCUUCUCUAAGUCCAGAUUCACAUUCCCCUGAACGUUCCAGCCGCCAGCCUCCUGAUUGUUCCCUAAAUAGAUUACUGAACAGGGCAUCAUCUUUGAAGGAGUUUUGAUGUUGUGACGGUUUAUCAUUCGGAAAGGCAUAUGAACAAUUAAAAUUCAAGAAGACAAUUAUUCAUUUCAAUACAAUUAAACUCUGUAUUAUCAGUUUUGUUUGAACAUGUUAAUGAAGUUCUCAUACUUUCACCUGACAUGCCAGAGAAUUUUACUUUGCCUAUUGCAUUUGUUUUUCAUUCUCCGGAAUUUGGAAAGUUCAAAGAGACGCAACUUUAAAAAAGGUUUUCAGUUAUUAUCAGGCAAACUACAGACGUUACUCUGUCUUGCACUGUAGGUCAACUUUAUAAAUGAAUAUCAUUAACGGAAUUUGAUCACAGGCAUUUCAAAAUUCCCAAUAAAUCCAUUGAACCAAGGAAUUAUUUGUGAUAAUUUUCUAUUGUUGCUGUUAUAAAAUGGAACAAAAAAGUUAAUCUUUAUAGACUAGUUUAUGAAACACUGCAAUCAAUUGUAUUGCUAAUUUUGAAAUCUAACUGUAAAUAUUAAUCAGCUAAUCCUAUAUAUAAUCUAUCACUUAAUGUGAGUUCAAAAGCAAAGUCUGUAAUUGAACUUUAUUGAUGCUGUUUUCUUCACUGGGAUACCUUAUUAAGCAUAGAAAAGUAUUUUGCAUAAUUUUAGCAUAUUUUAUCACCUACAGUGGCGGGAUUACUUUUAGACUACAGUGAAGAACUAAUGAAAAGGCAAAGCUGGCAUGCUCCCUAAUAUACCUUAAAGCUAUUAAAUUGGUUAAAUACUAACAAGUUCAAGUAGUCGAUCUCAUUU
Molecule: messenger RNA, 3514 nt
Organism: Mobula hypostoma (lesser devil ray)
Lineage: Eukaryota; Metazoa; Chordata; Chondrichthyes; Myliobatiformes; Myliobatidae
Product: testis-specific gene 10 protein-like
Source: RefSeq, a predicted model, not a curated record